Messenger RNA from Cucurbita pepo subsp. pepo (vegetable marrow), 3462 nucleotides. RefSeq names its product methionine S-methyltransferase. Gene Ontology annotation, molecular function: pyridoxal phosphate binding; methyltransferase activity. The record is from RefSeq and is a predicted model, not a curated record. NCBI's taxonomy places the organism in Eukaryota, Viridiplantae, Streptophyta, Magnoliopsida, Cucurbitales, Cucurbitaceae. Gene Ontology annotation, biological process: biosynthetic process.
CUUCGUUUUCACGUUAAGCUUAAACCUUCACCCGCCAUUCUCUCUCUCACUCUCUGCUUCUUCCUCCCUCCAAUGGCGUCGGUUUUGGACUCCAUUGAUGAGUUUUUGAGUCGCUGUCAGCAGUCUGGCGACGACGCUUACGCCGCUCUCCGUUCCGUCCUCGACCGACUUGAUGAUCCGGCUACCAGAGUUAGAGCUCGUGUGUUUCUCGACGAUAUUAAGAGGCGUUUUCCUACCAAGGAUGAUUGCGAUCGGUGCUUCUCCUCUUACCAUUUCCGGAUCGAUGAUAUCUUUCUCGACCAAUACGAAGGUUACCACGGGAGGAAGAAACUGAGUUCAAUGGUAAUCCCCAGCAUUUUCAUCCCGGAAGAUUGGUCAUUUACUUUCUUCGAGGGAUUGAAUAGGCACCCAGAUUCCAUAUUUAAGGAUCAAACAGUGGCUGAACUUGGUUGUGGAAAUGGGUGGAUAUCCAUUGCCAUUGCUGACAAAUGGUUACCUUUCAAGGUCUACGGCCUUGAUAUCAACCCUCGAGCAGUCAAGAUCUCUUGGAUUAAUCUAUAUUUAAACGCUCUGGAUGAGAAGGGCCAACCCAUACUUGACAGUGAGAACAGAACCCUUUUGGAUAGAGUGGAGUUCCAUGAAUCUGAUCUUCUGGCCUACUGUAGAGAUAAUGACAUCCAAAUUGAGCGAAUUGUUGGAUGCAUUCCUCAGAUUCUUAACCCAAAUCCAGAUGCUAUGUCCAAGAUGAUUACCGAAAACGCUAGUGAGGAAUUUUUGCACUCGUUGAGUAACUAUUGUGCACUUCAAGGUUUUGUUGAGGAUCAAUUUGGAUUAGGUCUGAUAGCCAGGGCAGUAGAGGAAGGAAUAAGUGUUAUCAAAUCUACAGGGAUUAUGAUCUUCAAUAUGGGAGGUCGUCCCGGACAAGCUGUUUGCAAGCGCUUAUUCGAACGGCGUGGCUUCCGCAUUACCAAGCUUUGGCAGACAAAAAUUCUUCAGGCAGCUGACACUGACAUCUCUGCCUUAGUUGAAAUUGAGAAGAACAGUCCGCAUCGUUUUGAGUUUUUUAUGGGACUUUCAGGGGAUCAGCCUAUUUGUGCUCGCACAGCAUGGGCUUAUGGGAAGGCUGGUGGUCGCAUCUCUCAUGCGCUAUCAGUUUAUAGCUGCCAACUCCGUCAGCCAAAUCAGGUUAAGACAAUAUUUGAUUUUCUUAAGACUGGAUUCCAAGAAAUCAGCGGUUCAUUAGAUUUAUCAUUUCAAGAUGAUUCUGUUGCUGAUGAGAAGAUUUCAUUCCUAGCUUAUCUUGCCAGCACUUUUAAAGAAAAUGCAUACUUUCCAUAUGAGCCACCGGCUGGGAGCUUGCGUUUCCGAAGCCUUAUUGCUGGAUUUAUGAAAAAAUACCACCACAUACCACUUAAUUCUGGUAAUGUUGUGGUUUUUCCUUCGAGGGCUGUGGCCAUUGAGAAUGCUCUGCGCUUGUUCUCCCCUCGACUUGCCAUUGUGGAUGAGCAUCUAACUCGACACCUACCAAGACAAUGGUUAACUUCUCUCAAUAUUGAGACUGGAAUUGAUCGUGCCACAGACGAUGUACGUACAGUUAUUGAGGCUCCGAGCCAGUCCGAUUUAAUGAUCGAGCUGAUAAAGAAGCUGAAACCUCAGGUAGUGGUGACUGGGAUGGCUCAUUUUGAAGCUGUUACUAGCUCAGCUUUUGUGCAGCUUUUGGAUGUUACAAGAGAAAUAGGUUCCCGUCUCUUCAUAGACAUAUCAGACCACUUUGAGCUAUCCAGUCUUCCUAGUUCCAAUGGCGUCCUAAAGUAUCUAGCAGCAAACUCUCUUCCUUCUCAUGCAGCUAUUUUGUGCGGCCUAGUGAAAAAUCAGGUAUAUAUGGAUUUAGAAGUGGCUUUUGUUAUUUCUGAAGAAGAACCAAUUCUUAAGGCCUUGUCCAAGACCGUAGAAUUGUUAGAAGGGAACACUGCACCCAUAAGUCAAUAUUAUUAUGGAUGUCUUUUCCAUGAGCUACUUUCUUUUCAGCUACCUGAUCGACAUCUACCAGCACAGAGAAAAUGUGACAAAAGUGCAAGCUCAACAGACAUAAUUGGGUUUUCCAGUUCUGCCAUCUCAGUCCUGAAUAAUGCUGAGCUAUCAAUUGACCAGAUUGAAAAUUCAUACCUGAUUCACAUGGAUGUUGAUCAGAGCUUCCUGCCUACUCCAUUUCCAGUCAAAGCUGCAAUCUUUGAAAGUUUUUCAAGACAGAACAUGUCAGAGUCAGAAAUAGAUAUCACCACUAGCAUCAAGCAAUUUGUCAAAACCACUUAUGGGUUCCCAUUUGGUAUAGACUUUACGUAUGCUGAUAGCUCGUUAACAUUGUUUAACAAGAUGGUUCUCUGUUGCAUCCAAGAAGGAGGAACACUGUGUUUUCCAGUUGGGACGAACGGAAGCUACGUUUACAGUGCCAAGUUUUUAAAGGCAAAAAUUGUAAAUAUACCUACCAAAUCCGAAGAAGGAUUCAAGCUAACAGAGAAUGCACUUAAUCAAGUACUCAAUAAUGUGAAAACCCCGUGGGUUUACAUAUCUGGUCCAACAAUUAACCCAACUGGUCGAGUUUAUGACCAGAAAGAAAUAGAGAAUUUGUUAACUACUUGUGCUAAAUUUGGGGCUAGGGUCAUGAUUGAUACUUCAUUUUCAGGGUUGGAAUUUGAUUAUGAGGGUUGGGGCGGCUGGAAUCUUGAAGGAGUUCUAUCUAGGCUUUAUCUGUCUAGCAGUUCAUUUUCUGUUUGCCUGCUUGGAGAACUAUCAUCGAUGAUGUUAACGGGUGCCCUCAAAUUCGGUUUUCUGGCUUUGAACCAACUACCUUUGAUCGACUUGUUUCAUAGCUUCUCGGGAUUAAGUCGACCUCAUAGCACAGUGAAAUAUGCUAUAAAGAAGUUGCUAGGACUAAGAGAGAAGAAGUCAGAAGAGAUGUGGGGUGCUGUAACCAGACAGAUUAAGGACCUGAGAAGUAGGUCCAGACGCCUGGAAGAGACACUUGAGAGCUGUGGAUGGGAUGUGCUCGAGCCCCAUGCCGGGUUUUCUAUGGUUGCCAAGCCGACUCUUUAUUUGAACAAGACAACCAGACUGAAGAACGCCAUUGAUUACGAAGUGAAGCUCGACGAUUCAAAUAUCAGAGGGGCCAUCCUGAAGGCCACUGGCUUAUGCAUCAACAGCAGCUCAUGGACAGGAAUUCCUGGAUACUGCCGGUUCACAAUAGCGUUGGAGGAAAGUGAAUUUCAGAAGGCAUUGGAUUGUAUUGCUGAGUUCAAAAGAAUUGUCCGCUUAUAAGUGCUCUCUUUAAAGCACUUUCAUGUUGUUCUGUCCUUGAGUUGAUUUUUAUCAUGAAAAGGGCAUUAUUUCAUUAUCAAUGAAAGCCCCCUUCAUAAUUUUUUACAAAAACUAUAACUAUAACAGGGAAUCACAUACUUCGUCUGA